AUGCCCGUUCAUCCAGUAGAGUGUUUGCGAGUGCUAUUCCAUAACCUGGAGGCCGUUAUUCCUCCACCAGGAAAACCAGAUAUCCGCUGCACCCCACCUAAGUUUCUAGGUUGUAUAAGGUGCGAUGGAACAUGCCAGAGUCUGGCGUCUCGAAACGCUGUGUGUCUUCAUAUCUGUCGGUACGGAUGCGUGUGCCCGAAGGAUACUUACGAGCAGGAUAAUCAGUGCGUCCCGGCCUCAAAGUGCGUCGUCAACUGCCCCGAAAACAUGCGUUUUGAUCCUUGCCCUAAAUUUAAAGAAGUCACUUGUGAUACAUUAAAGGAGAAACAAAUCAAAGAAGACAGCUGCCGCCCCGGCUGCGUCUGCAACCCGGGAUACGUUUUAGCGAAGGCGUUUGAAAACCGUUGUGUAAAAGUCAGUGAAUGUCCAAAGUGAUGAAACUAAGUGAAAAUUCAUGGAAUGAAUAAAGAGAUUUUACUGAGCAAAAU
Spea bombifrons (plains spadefoot toad) is the source of this 488-nucleotide messenger RNA. RefSeq names its product alpha-tectorin-like. The transcript is spliced from 3 exons. Bases 1 to 435 code for a protein of 144 amino acids. The record is from RefSeq and is a predicted model, not a curated record. NCBI's taxonomy places the organism in Eukaryota, Metazoa, Chordata, Amphibia, Anura, Pelobatidae.